This is a messenger RNA of Teleopsis dalmanni, 882 nucleotides long. It is a transcript of the gene Gnpnat, whose product is annotated as probable glucosamine 6-phosphate N-acetyltransferase. NCBI's taxonomy places the organism in Eukaryota, Metazoa, Arthropoda, Insecta, Diptera, Diopsidae. Gene Ontology annotation, molecular function: monosaccharide binding; glucosamine 6-phosphate N-acetyltransferase activity. The record is from RefSeq and is a predicted model, not a curated record. Gene Ontology annotation, cellular component: endoplasmic reticulum-Golgi intermediate compartment; endoplasmic reticulum; Golgi apparatus. Gene Ontology annotation, biological process: UDP-N-acetylglucosamine biosynthetic process. The coding region runs from base 199 to 867 and encodes 222 amino acids. The transcript has 6 exons.
AAAUUUAUCUCUUUUUACAUUUUUUUGUUAUUUUCAUUAUUAUUGGAAGAAAUGGUGAACUGUUUUUCGUUUCUACUAUACUGCGUGGCAUAAUUUCGCAGUCACAUUGAAUUGUUUAGUUAUUGACGUUAAUUCAAGUCGUUUGGUUAGUUGUGGUUCGUCUAGUUUGUUUUGACGUGGUGCACAUACGGAAAUAAAAUGGAGGAAACUUAUCUUUAUGAUCCGAAUAUAUUACUCAAAUUGGAUUUCUACAAAAGUCCAGCAAAAUUCAAUCCAUUCAUUUCAGCUGCCAAUCCUGGUGAAAGUUGGUUAAAAGUGCGUCCACUGAAGGAUGGCGAUUAUGAUCGUGGAUUUCUGCAGCUGCUAUCUCAGUUAACCAGUGUUGGACAAAUAACCAGAACACAAUUUUUAACUCGUUUCUCACAAAUGAAAGCCAGUGGUGAUUAUUAUGUUACUGUUGUGGAGGACACACGAAAGAAUCUAAUUAUUGGUGCUGCUUCACUGAUAGUUGAAAAGAAGUUCAUACAUAAUUGUGCCACACGUGGUCGUUUAGAGGAUGUUGUGGUCAAUGAUACUUAUCGCGGCAAGCAACUUGGGAAAUUAAUUGUUGUUACCGUCACUCUACUCGCACAACAGCUGGGCUGUUAUAAAAUGUCCUUAGACUGUAAGGAUAAAUUAAUUAAAUUUUAUGAAACUUUGGGCUAUGAACUUAUACCAGGCAAUUCAAAUUCAAUGACUAUACGUUAUGAGGAACCUGGAACUGUGAAGCAUAAUAACACAUUCUAUGAACUUGAUAGCAGUGAUCCUGUCGUUGCUUGCCAAACUGUAGUUAGCAUUUUACCAUUUAAAAGCACUUUUAUUAAAUAAAAUUUACUUAAUAAA